Molecule: messenger RNA, 2268 nt
Organism: Aaosphaeria arxii CBS 175.79
Lineage: Eukaryota; Fungi; Ascomycota; Dothideomycetes; Pleosporales
Product: aquaporin-like protein
Exons: 5
Coding region: 407-2095 (562 amino acids)
Biological process (GO): glycerol transmembrane transport; water transport
Cellular component (GO): plasma membrane
Molecular function (GO): water channel activity; glycerol channel activity
Source: RefSeq, a predicted model, not a curated record
UUCCCACCUCGGCGGACUCUGUCCGUUAAAACUGAUAAGCUGCCAGGCUCGACAUUCGACUGUUGAGGCGGGACCAGUGGGCAUCAUAUGCCCGCGGUAACAUUUUCAUGUUGGCGAACAAUCGCCAGUCGACAACAACCACAGCCUCCAUAAUGAGAUUGAGAGAGUAAACAAUUGAUCUAACUGUGGAAUCUGUAUAGCCUUUAGGUGGUCUUGGUGGUAAAUUUGUCUCUUUCGACUCAUCUUCGGUGAAUCUUUUCUUUUGUAAUUUAUUUGCAAGUAUGACGUCUGCCAUACGUGAUGUUCAACUCCACGAAAACUCUUUUUUCAAACCAUUUCAUAAAUCUCAAGAGCCAUCGAGCAUUACUGGUUCAGAAUCUUUAGAUCUUUACCUCUGAAAAAUAAAAUGCCUGAAACUUCUGAAAAUCGAGAUUCAGGAGAUACCCUGAGAAACGGCGACAAUGGUUCUUUGCCACGCAGGACUACAGAUACCGAAUGUCAGGACUUCUCAUCUCCUCCAGCACUUGACACUCGAACAACAUCACAAAAUGAGCCAACACAUGUUGCAAGACCUGGUCCAGUGCGAACAGACACAGUACCAACCACCUUCUCUCGAUGGAGAAGCCAGAACGGCAACUCGAUGCUCCAGGGGCCUGGUACCUCGACACUUGAACGGCACCGCACAGAAAAGACACAGCAGCAAACAGUGCCCAUUGAUAACGAGUACUAUGUACUGAAUCCAUGGCAUGACCAACAACCCGAUCAGCCCGUCUUUGGGCUUGCUCAGCCUCUACCGCGUACAGUUCGUAAGGGUAUGCGAUGGGGUCGUGAUCAACGUCCAGAGAUAUACAAGGUAGAGCGCCGGAAAGACGAGAUUGGUGAUGACGAUGGUGCUGCAUUUCCGGACAUUCAAAUCCCAAUAGAAUCCCAAGCACAUGACGACGCCGGAAGACCCCUAGCACAGUUUGAGGCGGAUAUUGGCGGCCGAAAGCUAGGUGUACGCCGUGUAGAGGGUGAAGAGGCCGAGCAAGUACUUCGCGAUAGAGGUACAGAUGAGCACGGAUUGCAAUUCUCUCAGUCGCGAGAGCCAAAUAGACACACAUUUGGUCUACAAGACGGCCUACCACCAUUGCACGAAACAGAAACGGGGACAACUUCGGGUACCCGGAAACAGCAGCACGAGAUAGAGGAACAGGAGGCACAAGCUCGUAGAGAUUUCUAUGCGAAGUACAGAAAUCCACUUGCAAGAUUUCGGGCUAGCCAUCCGCAGAUACUAGCUGAAUGGCUGGCGACUACAGUCUACAUUUUCCUUGGUAUAUGUGGCAAUCUCUCAGUCACCACAUCCAACAACACACAAGGUGGAUUCCAGACCCAGGCCUGGGCUUGGGGAAUGGCUGUCAUGGUCGGUAUCUAUCUUGCUGGUGGUAUAUCUGGAGCACAUCUCAACCCCUGCAUAUCGAUAUGUCUUUCCCUGUUUCGCGGAUUUCCCUGGCGAAUGUGUUUUGCAUACUGUCUUGCACAGCUGUUUGCUGGUUUUUGUGCAGGUGGGCUAGCAUGGCUAUUAUUUCGCGACUCAAUCUACCACUUCGAUCCAGGAUUGACGCAGGAGUUGACAGGCAAAGCUAUUUAUACAGUGCCUCAGACCUGGGUGUCUACCAGUACAGCGUUCUUCAAUGAGUUUGUAAGCGCAGCACUAUUGAUCUGUGUUGUGUUCGCGUUGGGGGAUGAUCAAAAUUCCCCGCCUGGUGCAGGUAUGAAUGCUCUUAUUCUCGGCCUGAUAAAUUACCUUCUCGUAAUCACCAUGAGCUACAACACCGGGCCAGCCAUCAGCCCUGCGCGUGACUUCGGGCCCCGUCUCAUUGCGCUGUGGGCCGGCUACGGAACUCAGACAUUCACGACAGGGUGGUGGGCUUAUGGACCUUGGGGUGCUGCAUUAGCUGGAAGCAUUGUUGGUGGACUUCUAUAUGAUAGCUUCGUCUUUGUCGGGGGAGAAAGCCCUGUCAAUUAUCGAUGGCUAGGCCCGAGAGAAGUAAGACAGUACAUGCGGGGCAGGCGAAACUUAGAAAAGGGCCAUGUUAAGGAUUUGGAAGUGUAAAAGUAUGGAUGAUGAUGGAUCUUGAAUUCAUUCUAUUCCCGCAAGAUAGUAGCAAGAGAUUUCCGUUGGAAUGUCGAUGUAGGUUCGGAUAUAAUAGCUUGCCUGACUGGAUAUUGCCGGCUUAGCAACGUCAUAGCGCCCAAACUCCACGAUUACUCUACAGACUACAACAC